Hordeum vulgare subsp. vulgare (domesticated barley) is the source of this 1243-nucleotide messenger RNA. Its product is annotated as MADS-box transcription factor 51-like. NCBI's taxonomy places the organism in Eukaryota, Viridiplantae, Streptophyta, Magnoliopsida, Poales, Poaceae. Gene Ontology annotation, molecular function: protein dimerization activity; RNA polymerase II cis-regulatory region sequence-specific DNA binding; DNA-binding transcription factor activity, RNA polymerase II-specific. The record is from RefSeq and is a predicted model, not a curated record. Bases 371 to 874 code for a protein of 167 amino acids. Gene Ontology annotation, biological process: positive regulation of transcription by RNA polymerase II. The transcript has 5 exons.
UCUCGGUCGCCGUCGACUCAACGUUUUAUCUGCUGCUGGACGCCAAGACAUACAUGAGUGGAGGGAGUGGAUCAAGGAAGAAAGCACUGUACCACUAGCAGCAAGUAAGAAGAGAGCUUGCCCAGCGGAAGAAACCGACCAAGGAGCGGCAGAGAAUGCGGCCAAGGGCGCGCCGUGUCUGAGCUGUACGGUGAUCCGUCAGCCUGAUGGGCCCUGCGUCAGCCCACCCGCCCCUCUCGCCCACUCUCCUGAGCCGGAGGAGCCCCCCAUUUCUGCACUCCCUGAUCCCUUCCAACGACCGAAAAAAGGAGAAAGAGACGAGCGACGGCCGGAGGAGGAGGAGGAGGCUGGCCCUGGCUGGUGGUGUGCGAUGGCGCGGCGCGGGCGGGUUGAGCUGCGGCGGAUCGAGGACCGGACGAGCCGGCAGGUGCGCUUCUCCAAGCGUCGCUCGGGGCUCUUCAAGAAGGCGUUCGAGCUCGCCGUCCUCUGCGACGCCGAGGUCGCGCUGCUCGUCUUCUCCCCCGCCGGCAGGCUCUACGAGUACGCCUCCUCCAGCAUAGAAGGUACAUAUGACCGCUAUCAGGGAUUUGCAGGAGCUGGAAAGGACCUGAAUGAACGUGGUGCAAGUAGCAACAAUGAUGGAGAUCCUUCAAAUAUACAGUCAAAGCUUAAAGACAUUGCUUCCUGGUCUCUUCGAAACAAUGCUGAUGACUCAGAUGCUAAUGAGCUAGAGAAACUAGAGAAACUACUGACAGAUGCUUUGAAGAAUACAAAAUCCAAGAAGAUGUUGGCGCAACGAAAUAGCGGUGCAGGCACGAGUGCGAGCGGCGAGACCUCCAAUCGUCCUAGGGGACACGAGGAAGGAAGGACUUGAGCAGUCAUGCUGUGCACACAUUUGGUACGAGCAAAGCUCUGUUGCUGAUGCCACACUCUUCCCCAGUUAUUAGGCAGGAAAGAGUUGUGAAGGCUGCUGCUCUAAGGUGCAGCAGGGCAGAAGUGGCAUAUUCAAUAAAAGGGUGCUGGGUUAAUACCAGCAGUGUGUGUGUCAUUGCUAAGUUGCUUGUUGCUUAUUCUGUACAUUGUGCUUUCGUAGAACUGUGUGACGUUGAUGUUAACCUAUCAGUCUGUUGCUAGUCUUCACAACACAGGUUAUACACUGCUGAGUGAGAAAUCAGUUUAUGUGGAUGCACCUUAUAUAGCCUGACGCAGAUGCUACUACCUCUCAAGCUGGUUUUCCGUUCCA